AUGAGAAAUAAUAAUAAUACAAUGGACAAUUUAAAUAAUGAUGACAAUAAUGAGGUGUCAAGCCGUACGAAUCAACAGCAACCUACACAACAAAUGACGUCAAUUGAAAUAGAUUCACCACAUUAUCCAGAUGUGCCAACAUCAAAAACUGCUGAAAUCGAGAUUAUUGAUCGUGGACGAGCAAUUACACCGUCACCAAUGUUGGAUGAAAAAGUUGCCUAUUCUGAUAAUAAAUCACGUUUUAAUCCGAGAGAUUAUUUUCCAGCAGCUUUGAAAGCACCCGAUAAAAGUGUAAGUUUAGCAUUCCAUGUCAUUUGUAUCAAAACGAUUGAUAAUCCUCUGAAAUGUUUUGAGAAGAAAAAAACUUCGAUUGAUCACGUGUAA
Molecule: messenger RNA, 384 nt
Organism: Didymodactylos carnosus
Lineage: Eukaryota; Metazoa; Rotifera; Eurotatoria; Philodinida; Philodinidae
Source: the annotation of a GenBank genome assembly